AUGUCGGUAAGAAAUCGUACGGCACCCGGUCCCGACAGAAUAAGACCAGAACACCUGGUGAGUCUUCCGCCAGUACUCAUCAACACCCUGGCGAGGCUCUUUACACGUUAUCUGGCGGAAUGCAAGGUUCCUAAACAGUGGAAGACCAGCAACACCGUGUUGUUGUAUAAAAAGGGAGAUCCACAUGACAUCGGCGACUAUCGUCCAAUCUGCCUACUGUCCUUCAUCUACAAGCUCUUUACAAGAGUGAUCCUUAAUAGGAUUGAAAAAGUCUUGGAUGAAGGACAGCCAUGCGAGCAAGCAGGGUUUCGAAAAAGAUUCAGCACGAUUGACCACAUUCACACUGUUUCGAAACUCAUCGAGGUAUCACGAGAGUACAAGAUGCCGCUCUGUCUCAUCUUCAUCGACUUAAAGAAGGCCUUCGACUCAGUUGAGACGGAAGCGGUCGUGGAAGCCUUGGACAACCAACGCGUCCCUACUCAGUACAUAAAGGUACUUCGAGAGUUGUACAGUAACUUCACGACCGGAAUUUCGCCAUUCUACAAGAACAUCAUCAUUGACGUGAAGAGGGGAGUCCGACAGGGUGAUACAAUCUCACCCAAAAUAUUCACAGCCACCCUCGAAAACGCAAUGCGGAAUGGGACGACAUGGGAGUGA
Molecule: messenger RNA, 657 nt
Organism: Necator americanus (New World hookworm)
Lineage: Eukaryota; Metazoa; Nematoda; Chromadorea; Rhabditida; Ancylostomatidae
Exons: 1
Coding region: 1-657 (218 amino acids)
Source: RefSeq, a predicted model, not a curated record